GUUAUCAGUAAACCGCGUUAACGGCGCUUUGCUCAGUCACUAUUCACUGCCAUCCCGUAAAGAACACAUUAAAAAUGUACCGAGUGUUGUUAUUUCUCGCUAUUUUUAAUUUUGUGGAGCCUCAUCAGUGGUGCAACAAUCAUCCGACCCUCUGCCACAGACACCAUCACGAUUACAAGCGCCAUCAUGAGCACAGAGACGAGAGAUUCUUCCAUCGCCUUGCCAACGACCUAAUCGAAGUCGACAACAAAGCGAAAAGCUUCUGCGCCCAAAAUCAAGGGAUCACUACUAAAGAAAUUUACGAGCAGGAUUUCUACAAAUACGUUAUCGGUCUUUCUAAUUACAAUGAGAGUAAAAUUGAAGUGAAGAUUAAGCAUCGUGCGCUUUAUAUCAAAGCUGAAAAAGAUGAUAACAAUAAGUAUGUGAACGUGAAGAUACUAACAGAUCUGCUCAAUACUAGUUCCGCUAAGUGGUACUACGGUAACGAAGAACUAACAGUUGCUGUGCCUUAUAAAGUGGCUGUGGCGAAAGAAUUACCAACGCACUGUGGAGAUGAAAUUAACAGCAACGUUCUCGAAGUUCCCAAGUCUGAUUACGAUCCUAAUGAAGCACCAGAAAUUGACGUGAGGUUCUCAAGCAAGGCUGGAAAUGUUAAUAUUACGGAAAAUAUUGUGUAA
Molecule: messenger RNA, 677 nt
Organism: Cydia amplana
Lineage: Eukaryota; Metazoa; Arthropoda; Insecta; Lepidoptera; Tortricidae
Exons: 1
Coding region: 75-677 (200 amino acids)
Source: RefSeq, a predicted model, not a curated record